AUGUCUGCUCUAUUCAGUUUUCGUUCUAUGUUACAAGUUAUCUUGCUACUGAUUUGUUCCAGUACAUACAUUCAUUGUCAAUGGCCUUCACUUUUAGAUAGAUAUAAAAAUCAUAGUACCUUAGGUGCCUUUUGGAAAAUGGCUCGUAUUGGUGAACGAGCUAGUCCCUACGUAAGCCUUGCAUGUAUUGCAAUGGCUAUUAGUCAAUUCAAUGAAUGA
Messenger RNA from Henningerozyma blattae CBS 6284, 219 nucleotides. It is a transcript of the gene KSH1, whose product is annotated as Ksh1p. The record is from RefSeq and is a predicted model, not a curated record. Bases 1 to 219 code for a protein of 72 amino acids. Gene Ontology annotation, biological process: protein secretion; intracellular transport. The transcript has a single exon. Lineage: Eukaryota; Fungi; Ascomycota; Saccharomycetes; Saccharomycetales; Saccharomycetaceae.